GGGGCCGGAGGGCCAGCGGGGGCAGCGGGCGGCUGUGCGCCCACGCCAGGCGGGGCUGGCGUGGAGCUGAGCGCCGGGCCCGCGGCCGCCGCUUCCCUGGCUCAGCCUGAGCCGCCAGUCUACGCUAACCUGAGCAGCUACACGGGCUCGGCGAGCGCUCUGGGUGGCACCACGGUCAACUACAGCACGGAGACGGUGCCUUACCCGCCACCCCCCGCCGGCCUGGGACCCGGGCCCGGGCCGGGCCCUCCCCAGCCGCACCCCCGGCUCCAGGCGCUCAAGGACGAGCCGCAAAUCGUGCCCGAUGUGCCCAGCUUCGGUGAGAGCCCACCGCUGUCUCCCAUUGACAUGGACACCCAGGAGCGCAUCAAGGCGGAGCGCAAGCGGCUGCGGAACCGCAUCGCAGCCUCCAAGUGCCGCAAGCGGAAGCUGGAGCGGAUCUCGCGGCUCGAGGAGAAGGUGAAGAGCCUGAAGAGCCAGAACACUGAACUGGCGUCCACUGCCAACCUUCUCCGCGAACAGGUGGCGCAGCUCAAGCAGAAGGUGCUCAGUCACGUCAACAGCGGCUGCCAGCUCCUGCCCCAGCACCAGGUGCCCGCGUACUGAGGGGGGCCGAGAGCCUAAGCUGCCGGAGACCCGGGGUCCGGACCUGGGGUCCCGGGGUCACCCACUAAUUGACUGACGGAGCUCGGGCAUCCGGCUCGGGACUGCUUCUCCCUCAGGGCGCAUGCUCGGCUGCUUCUCUCCUCCUGACCCUCGAGGGCCAGGACCCAGACUCUCCGACAGAGCCCAGGCGCCUCCCUCGGGACAGGGCGCAUGCCUGGCCUGGCCGACCCCUCGUUUUGGCCACCCUCUCACCUCUUGGGCCAAGACCCCAUGACUGACCCCGGGCGCCUGGCUCGGGGCUAGAACGAGUCCUUAGGGCGCAUGCCUUAUGAGAGGACCUCCUCCUCCACCCCCCAAUUCUAGCAGCCCUCGAGCACACAGCCGCGGACCCCAGCUGCUCCCACCGCCAGCGCUUCAGGCUUCCUCCUUGCCCCAGUCCACAGUGGCCUCCGGGCGGACUGCGGUGGACUCUGGGCGGCGCUCCUGGGCCUAGCCAGGAAACGGGGAAGAGGAGGGGUCAAACUUGGGGAGCCUGGACUUGGGGUUGGAGAUUCCACCUGAGAGAGGCUGUGGCACGCACUGGGGCUAGACUAGCUCCCAGCCUGGGAGGCCCAAGCGCAGAAGACCGACUCCCUGUCCUGGGGAGCUCGAUGCUGGGGGGCUCCCUGCCCCCUGUUUACAAGCCCCGAGAGCGGCUUGGGCCGCUGCCGUCUAGUCUGUCCGUCAGUCCGUCCGUCCCUUUUUCUACACCCCUUCUCCCCCACCCCUAUCGUGUGUCUGGUUUGCACAAACCCGCGUCUCCAAUCCGCCCCCUUUGUACAAAGUGUAAAUGUGACAUUUACAGAAUUUCAAGCUAUUUUUUUUUUGUUUGAAGUGUUCGAAUUGCCCUAUUUAUGUUUAUACUGGGAACAACGUGGUGGGUGGUUUUUUUUUUUUAAAGAAAAGCUCCACCCCCAUCAUCCCCCUCCCCCCUUUUGCUAUUACUCCACAUUCCAGUAUGUAAUACUGUACUCUGACCUUCUGUUCAGUAAAGUAUUGUUACCACGA
Gracilinanus agilis (Agile Gracile Mouse Opossum) is the source of this 1653-nucleotide messenger RNA. Its product is annotated as transcription factor jun-D-like. The annotation marks the transcript as partial. NCBI's taxonomy places the organism in Eukaryota, Metazoa, Chordata, Mammalia, Didelphimorphia, Didelphidae. Gene Ontology annotation, cellular component: transcription regulator complex. Gene Ontology annotation, molecular function: transcription factor binding; RNA polymerase II cis-regulatory region sequence-specific DNA binding; DNA-binding transcription factor activity, RNA polymerase II-specific. The record is from RefSeq and is a predicted model, not a curated record. The transcript has a single exon. Gene Ontology annotation, biological process: regulation of cell cycle; regulation of cell population proliferation; regulation of transcription by RNA polymerase II.